Molecule: messenger RNA, 1479 nt
Organism: Ectocarpus siliculosus
Lineage: Eukaryota; Phaeophyceae; Ectocarpales; Ectocarpaceae
Source: the annotation of a GenBank genome assembly
AUGUGCACAGCCUCCGUCGAUUCUCUCCCCAGAGGGCACGCUGCCCUUUCUUUCAGCAACCGAGGGGAACGCCCAGUUAGAAACAGGGCCAGACUAGCGGCAGGCGCGUGCCAUCGACCACGAAGGGGGGGAACGCGCUCGAACAAGCAUGGAACGUUGAGAGCGGAGGGAUUGUUCGUCGGGACGUUGUCGCUACAUCCAAGCAGAGGAAGGAGGUCGACCAUGAAACGCGUUUUCGGCAAGAAGAAAGAAAAGGGGCCGGCCCCCUCUCUUUCGGAAGCGGGAGGUCGGGUGGACGAGAGAGUUGCUAAAAUCGACGAGAAGAUCAAGGGACUGGACCAGGAGCUCGUCAAGUACCGUAACGCGCUCAAGAAGGCCAAGGGUCCCACGGCAACGAACAUCAAGAAGCGCGCGAUGGAGACCCUGAAGCGAAAGAAGAUGUACGAGGGGCAGAGGGACCAGAUGGCCGGGCAGCAGUUCAACAUUGAGCAGACAGGCUUCGCGAUCGACUCCAUCAAGGACACAGCUACAACGGUGGCGGCGAUGAAGGACGCGAGCAAAACGCUCAAGGCAGACAUCAAGAAGAUCGACAUCAACAAGGUGGAGGACAUGACGGACGACAUGGCCGACAUGAUGGAGGACAUGAACGAAAUCAACGACAUCAUGGGCCGCUCCUACAACGUCGGAGAUGAGCUAGACGAGGAUGACCUCGACGCGGAGUUGGCGUGCCUGGAUGACGAGCUUGAUGCCUUGGAAGGCCUCGAGGAGGACACGGGCCCUUCCUACGUUGCGCAGCCGGCGAGCCUUCCCCAGGAGCCGUCGCUCGUGCCGGAGUCGACCGGGCCCACGGGGGUCGACGAGUUCGGGUUGCCCGUCAAUCCCGCCCCGGCGAGGCCUGCACAGGAGCGUUUCGGAAGCAGCCAAGUUUCCGUUGGUGCGUACACCGCGGUGGAGUUGGAUGAGACUGGAGGCCAGCUGGAAAAGGCAGUGCCGGUUGCGGGAACAAUUGUCUUGGUACAUUUUAUUAUUUCUGGCAGGAGGGGAGCCGACGUCGACAUGUGUCUGAUACAUCCCCUACUCUAAAAGGGGGGGGGUUGGUAGCGGACGGGAGCGGGGGUGGUGGCGGUCAUGAUCGGCUUGCUGUACGAAGUUUUACCUCUGUCCCAUUUUUUUGUUUUUGUAUAUAUUGGAUAGUGAAGGGAGGGAGGGUUGGUCGUUUCGCAACCAGAAUCUACUUCGCUCUCUCUGCCCUGCAAAUGCAAACAUACCCACGGCGUCGAUCUUUUCCGAAGCUGAGGAUGACUGACAAUGGUUCGACUUUCCUUCCUUGUGGUUUGCAAAACGAGCGGGAGCAAGUAUCAGUUGACCACCGUCUUUUGCAUCAUAUUGCAAGUCUUGCCGUGCCGGCCCGUGCGGACGGGAUGGUGGUGCCAUUGGUGGCGGUUGUCCAAGCUGUCACCCUUCUAAUUAUUUGCCUGC